This is a messenger RNA of Spathaspora passalidarum NRRL Y-27907, 2022 nucleotides long. RefSeq names its product anaphase promoting complex subunit (gene CDC23). Gene Ontology annotation, biological process: cell division. The record is from RefSeq and is a predicted model, not a curated record. Lineage: Eukaryota; Fungi; Ascomycota; Pichiomycetes; Serinales; Debaryomycetaceae. The transcript has a single exon. Gene Ontology annotation, cellular component: anaphase-promoting complex. Gene Ontology annotation, molecular function: protein binding. Bases 15 to 1175 code for a protein of 386 amino acids.
AAAAGAAAUGUCAAAUGGCCCAAGCAAACUUGUACAAAUCAAUUAAGCUUUUCCCAUUCAAUUGGUCAUGUUGGCAAGAAUUGAUCACCUCAUUUACGAGUUUUGAAGAGGCAAUUUCCUUUCUUUCUAAAAUCAAAAAUUCAAAACAUCUAUCGUCACAUAUAAUGGUCCAAUUCUUUGAAGUGGUGGUAUUGCAAGAGUUUUACCACCAAUCGCCAUCGCUAUUCACAACAUUGAGUCAAUUACAAGAUCUAUUCCCUAAGUUUUCCUUUGUUAAACUACAGCAAUUCCUUAUAUCAUAUCAUAAUCUUGAUUAUUUCACAGCAGAACAUAUAUUCGAUGAAAUACUAGCCCAAGAUCCUCUAAGACUAGAUGACCUAGAUACAUACUCCAACAUGCUUUACGUGAUGGAAAAACGACUGAAAUUGACCUAUCUCGCUCAUUUUGCCAGUUCUAUAGACAAAUAUCGACCAGAAACUUGUUGUAUAUUGGCAAAUUAUCAUCUGAUGAAGUCAGAACAUGAAAUGGCAAUAAUGUAUUAUAAGCGAGCAUUACUCCUUGACAAGAACUGUUUAAGUGCUUACACAUUAAUCGGACAUGAGUUUGUCGAACUAAAAAAUUCACAUGCCGCCAUUGAAUCUUAUAGAAAAGCCGUUGAUAUAAAUGCCAAAGAUUUCCGAGCAUGGUAUGGGCUCGGGCAGGCCUAUGAAGUGUUGGAUAUGCAUUUAUACGCAUUGUACUAUUACCAACGAGCUACCAAAUUACAAAGUAACGAUAAAAGAAUGUGGAUCGCCAUUGGUGGGUGUUUUGAAAAAAUUGAACAGUAUGAAGAAGCAAUCAAAUCAUUUGAAAAGGCAUUGACCAUAUCUACGUCAGCUGAUGAACAAGGAAAUACUCUCAUUGAUCCUCAUAUAGCAUAUCGAUUGGCUACUAUAUCUGAGAAACUAGGAAACUUACAAAACACGGAGAAGUAUAUGAAAUUAUGUUUUAAUCAAGAAUUUGAAAUUGGAAUAACUGAUGAUACAUGCAAAGCAAGAUUAUGGUUAGCUAGAUAUUCAUUGAAUCAAAAGAAUUUUAAUUAUGCUUACGAAUUAGCUAAGGAUUUACAACAUGGUAAUUCGCAUGAUAUUGAAGAAGCGAGGGGAAUAGCUAGAGAGGCAAGAAAUAGAAUGUAACGCAUAGCUGUCAGCAAGCCUAGCUGCUAUUCGGGAUAAUAAUAGAUAGUCAUUACAAAUGUACUUAUCAAAUAAUGGAUUAUAUAUUUCACCCGGGAGGUAUUAAGUGGUGAAUAUAUUACAAAUUUUAGUCUAUUUAUAUAGUAUCAUACUUAAAGUAUAAUAAUGAAUGACGUGCUAUUGCUAAGUGUACAUGAAAUAUUAAUAAUUAGUAGUAACAGUGAUGGUCUCAGUAUUGCACAAUCUCCUCUUCCAACUUGGGUAAAUUAUUCAAGUCAAAGCUGCUCAUCACUACUUGAAUAGCCUUGGGUAAAAUCUUUUCCAAGUUAUUGAUUUCUUCGUCACUAAUCCCUAACUUUAAAUUGACUAGUAAAUGUGGAGGCAACACUGGUAAAUUUUCAUGUUCUAAGAUCAAUUUUGAUCUGGUAAUUAAAAUCUUGCCAUUCUGUAAUACAUAGUCAACAAUUUUUUGUAAUAUGAAAUUUUCAGCAUUAAAAUAGUGAUCAAAUUUGUUUAAACUCUUCAGAGGCUUACGUUUGGAAAUGAAAUCGGUAUUACCAUAGUUAAAUGGUAAGUUUAAUUUUGCUCUCACAUCAGGAUGUAAUUGUAUAUGAAUCAUUGGUGACUGUGGAUCAGAAGUUAUCAUAAAUGGAGUAGACAACAAUGCAUGGUCCAACUUAUUAUAAACAAACAUUAUACUAUGGUGCAAUGAAGGAAUCAAUUUGUUUUCUUCAUUUUCAAUCUCUUCUAUAGCUUGUGAAGUCACUUUUGCGGAAUAUGGAGGUAAUGAUGCACUAAACACAUAGGCAUUUGAUUGAAUUCUUUGAUGGUGAACCAUAGGAGUGGC